UACAACAGAACGUGAACGCAGCACAGCAAAUGAGAGCGUGAAUAAAUAAAGGCUGUCGACUCGACAACAGCAAUGUUGAGAAAACUCUGUUUUAUACCGUGACUUUUUAUUUUACUCUUGGAUUAUGGGAAAUGAUUAUAUGUUAUGGUGCUGCGGUUGUUACUAUGACGCAUAAAACAAAGCCAAAGUUUUGUAAAAGACUAAAAUCUCAAACCACGUCAACUCAUCUGUCGUGGCAGCCAGAGGAGUCUCUGUGUGGGCACAAAGACUACGAGAAAGACCUAAAAUAUCAGGCUUUCUUUCAAAAUGGACUCAGACGUCGGCACCACUGAUCGGCCGGACUCUUUGUGUUCUGCCACUGUCCCUUUUGAUGAAGACUCAGAAGUUGAGAUCAGGAGACAGACUGCUGUGACGGGUUCAGAGUUGGAGGACUCCUGCAACCUGAUCGAGCCUCCUCCAUUAGACUGGAGGUCGGACUCCUCCAGCGAGGCGGGCUCAGCAGAGGAGCUGGAUGACCCCAGCUUUCCUCUCUCUGUUGACAAUCUGGACAUGGCCAGUCCGGGUGAGACAGUAUUACCACAUUUGGGCGUGAGUGACAUUGUGGCUCCAGUCGAUGUGAACCUGCAGGGGCUUGUGGGUAAUAUUGGUGAACCAGUCCAGGAUAUUGAGGUGGAAUUGGAAGAAGAGGAUGAAGCAGUUGAGGAAGAGGUGAGAGUUGAGGAUUUGGACGAUCUUAGGUCAUACCAGGAGGAGGUCACCUUAAGUGACAAGGCGAAUAGGGUCAGUGAAGAGGAGGUUGCUAACAAGAGAUCAGGUGAUGAAGACCACAGCCGCAUCCACACCCUGCUCAGCCAGCUCCAGCUGAUGGGGGAUGAGCCUCAUUCCAGCCGCCGGACACCACCUCCCCUCGCCCAACACCAGUACUCCAGCACGUGUGACUUGGAAGGAUGUUCUCCCUCCCUAAUAACAGACAACAGCACUGAAACCACUGGGCUGCUGUUCUCUGAAAGCCACCAAAGAGACCUGCUGGGGCUGCUGAAGUUCACAGAGAUCAGCGCUACACCCAUUGCCACCUCGCUGCCCCCCAGAGGAGAUGUGGAUGCUGUAGUGUCAGUUUCCUACAGCCAAGAGGACGCUCAAAGGUUCUGGGGGCAUUAUGGCAAUGGUCAACAGCAGCGGCACAGGGAGGACUCCAUCGCCUCCCUGCCUGAUGAUGAGUAUCCUGAGCCAGUGUGGAUGAAGCUGGGCGAGCAGCCUCCAGAGGAAGAGGAGGCUGCUGCAGAGAGUGAGCAGAGUGCUGAUCAUCCUUCAUAUAAAGACGUGCCGGGUCCGUGUGACCCUGAAGACUUGUUGGAUGGAGUGAUAUUUGGUGCCAAGUACCUGGGCUCCACUCAGAUCAAAUCAGAGAAGAACCCGUCUACAAACGCCCGUAUGAGACAGGCUCAGGAGGCUGUGGACCGCAUUAAGGCUCCAGAGGGAGAGUCCCAGCCAAUGACCGAGGUGGAUCUGUUUAUCUCAACCCAGCGAAUCAAAGUUCUCACUGCAGACACACAGGAAGCCAUGAUGGAUCAUGCUCUACAGAUGAUCUCUUACAUUGCAGACAUUGGCAGCAUUGUCGUCCUGAUGGCACGAAGGAAACGUAAAUGUCAGAAUGGGGAGCCGGCCUCUAACUCUUCCUCUUCCUCCUCAUCCGGGCCUCAGAAGAAGUGCAUAAUGAUCUGCCACGUCUUCUCCUCUGACGAUGCCCAGGUCAUAGCCCAGGCUAUCGGUCAGGCGUUCGGAGUGGCGUACCAGCAGUUUCUUCAGGCCAGCGGCAUCAAGGCCAGUGAUCUGAGGCCUGGCGAGUACAGCGACUACCUGGAAAGUCAGGAGCUCUACAACGGAGACCUGGCCCACUUCUCUGACUCUCAGAACAUUCGAGACGUUGCCAUCACCAAGGCUGCUGGAGAGAUCUUGGGUCUGGCGGUGGUGGAGUCAGGCUGGGGCUCUAUCCUGCCCACUGUGGUGGUGGCCAACCUGCUCCACGGAGGACCUGCGGAGCGCUGCGGCGAGCUCAGCAUCGGCGACCGCAUCAUGUCUGUCAAUAGCACCAGCCUGGUGGGUCUGCCCAUCACCACCUGCCAGAACAUCAUCAGGGACUUAAAAAGCCAAAAGUAUGUGAAGCUUAGCAUUGUCCACUGUCCCCCUGUCACUAUGGCAAUUAUCAGGAGGCCAGAUACCAAGUUUCAGCUGGGCUUCAGUGUGGAGGACGGCAUUAUCUGCAGUCUGAUGCGGGGCGGUAUAGCAGAGAGAGGAGGCAUUCGUGUUGGGCACCGCAUCAUUGAAAUCAAUGGGCAGAGUGUCGUCGCCACACCGCACGAAAAGAUCAUCCAAAUCCUGACCAAUGCUGUCGGAGAGAUUCACUUGAAGACCAUGCCAGCCUCAACGUAUCGACUCUUAACAGGACAAGAGCAGCCAGUGUUUCUUUGAACACUUUCUCCUGCAUCAAGGACAAAAAAAUCUGCACAGUGUUAAAGUAACAUUAACUUUCACCAAACUAAGAAAGUAUUAUGCAAUUGAUCAUACAGCCUGUCAUUCGCUGUUGUCAAAACACUGAAUACAACAAAAACGUUUAGCCAUUUAUUUUUAAGAUGUAAAGUACUUUGUAAUACUGUGUGAAAGCAUAUUUUAAAGUGACAGGGAUAGAUGGUAGCUCUCCACUUAUAUUUAUUGGAUAUUUUAUCAUGCAGGCAGUAACUAAGAUUCAAUAAUUAAUAUACGGAAUAUAUUUUGAUUUCACUAACUUUUACAUUGUGGUGAAUGGUGUUGAGUUUACUGUACUCUAGAGUUUUUGGUCUUCCAGCCUGGUUGCCAUGUGUGCCUGAGCUGAACGUGCUUGCAGGGGAAACCUUAUUGAAUCGGGACUGUAUUAGUCUGUGUAUUGCAAUGUAAUGUACUCCCAGUCCCUCGCAUGCACAUGCAUAUCAUCAAGUGUCUGUCAACGCUUCAGAGCGCUCUAGUUCAUUCAAACAAUGCUUCCUUGACUGCCUGACAGGAAGCAGAUAUCAUGCACAAUAAAAGGUAACUGCCUUAUUUCAUAGAGAUGCUUAUUUUUUUAAGAAUUGUCUGUUUUGGAUGUUCAUUAAAAUGAUGUCUAAG
Molecule: messenger RNA, 3138 nt
Organism: Etheostoma cragini (Arkansas darter)
Lineage: Eukaryota; Metazoa; Chordata; Actinopteri; Perciformes; Percidae
Product: amyloid-beta A4 precursor protein-binding family A member 3
Exons: 11
Coding region: 307-2469 (720 amino acids)
Biological process (GO): chemical synaptic transmission
Cellular component (GO): plasma membrane; cytoplasm; dendritic spine
Molecular function (GO): protein binding; amyloid-beta binding
Source: RefSeq, a predicted model, not a curated record